AUGGGAAAGCCUGAGCUCUAUUCUCUCUUUAAGGGUUUUCUGGAUUGUAUUUGCCUCUGCCUGUCUCGGAGCAGCAGCGAGCCUCCAGGCAAGAACGGCAGGGACACCGAGAACGGUCACCUGAUUUACAAAAGAGGAGAUGUCCUCCAAGAUAGAUACGAGAUCAUCAACACUUUAGGUGAGGGGACGUUUGGGAAGGUGGUACAAUGUGUGGAUCAUGGCAGAGGUGGGGCACCUACAGCUCUCAAGAUCAUUAAGAACCUGGAAAAAUACAGAGAGGCAGCCAAACUGGAAAUCAAUGUCCUGGAGAAGAUCAGAGAGAAAGACCCACACAGCAAACAUCUGUGUGUACAGAUGCUGGACUGGUUCAACUACUAUGGCCAUGUGUGCAUCUCUUUUGAGCUGCUAGCGCUCAGCACCUUUGACUUCUUGAAAGUGAACAACUUCCUCCCUUACCCCAUUAACCAGAUCCGACACAUGGCCUACCAGAUCUGCCAUGCUGUCAACUUUCUCCAUGACAACAAGCUGACUCACACAGACCUGAAGCCAGAGAAUAUCCUCUUCGUCAACUCUGACUACACCCUCGUAUACAACGCUGAGAAGAAACAUGACGAAAAAAGAUUGAAAGAUACCAGAGUGCGACUCAUUGACUUUGGCAGCGCCACCUUUGACCACGAACACCACUCGGUCGUCAUCUCCACGCGUCACUACCGUGCGCCUGAAGUCAUUCUGGAGUUGGGUUGGAGUCAUCCCUGUGACGUGUGGAGUAUCGGCUGCAUCCUGUUCGAAUACUACGAAGGCUUCACACUGUUUCAGACUCAUGACAAUAAGGAACAUCUUGCCAUGAUGGAGAGAAUACAGGGACCAAUCCCCCAGAGGAUGAUUCACAGGAGCAGAAAACAGAAGUACUUCUGCCACGGCCGUCUAGACUGGACUGAGAGCUCCAAGGCUGGACGCUACGUGAACGCAAAGUGCAAACCAUUAAGGAGGUACUUGUUGUCAAAGGGAGCAGAGCACCUUCAGUUCUUUGAUCUGCUGGAGAGGAUGUUGGAGUACGAGCCCUCAAAACGCAUCACUCUCUCCUCUGCGCUGCGUCACCCCUUCUUCCGACCCCUUUUUCAGCCGGGAGGGAGCCAAGAGUGGAGGAACAGCUGUGACAGCAGCAGAUGACCCUGAGUAACCACUUGACCCUUGAAGCCUGACUCUUAAAUGCCAAUAGACAAAGUCUAUUACAAAAUGCUCUCUAUAUAUAUGUUUUGCAGGGGGAAAAGUCCUCUAAAAUUUAGAGGAACCAUGCUAUAAAUACAAGAGUUAAGGAUGUUUAUGAUCCUUUAAAAAGUAGCAUACGUUUUAUGCUGUGAAUCACUUUGUAAGAAUUGCUGUCCUUUUUCUUAAUGGUGACUAGUUUUCUUAAUAGUGUCUAGUUUUGAAACAGAACUCCUCAAACUGGUGUUUUUUUCUCCCAGCCAUUUUCAGGUAUGACCGCCAGAGACAGUUUUAUCCAUCUACCUCCUCUCUGUCUCUCGGUGUAUGUCUCCAGCCCUUUUUGGUUGCACUCUGUGCGUAGUGCAGGUGUCCCUACAGUGUGUAUGUUUAAAGCGGCAGUGCAUGAGGUCACCUGCUCUGCAGUAUAACACAGACAAUGGCAGUGAAAUAAGCUCUGGCCAGUAUCUGACCCAUGGUAAAAUAGAAUGACAAUCUCAUAAGCACAAAUUCUAAGAAAGAGGGAGG
Messenger RNA from Myripristis murdjan (pinecone soldierfish), 1731 nucleotides. It is a transcript of the gene clk2b, whose product is annotated as CDC-like kinase 2b. Lineage: Eukaryota; Metazoa; Chordata; Actinopteri; Holocentriformes; Holocentridae. The transcript has 11 exons. Gene Ontology annotation, biological process: peptidyl-tyrosine phosphorylation; regulation of RNA splicing. Gene Ontology annotation, molecular function: protein tyrosine kinase activity; ATP binding; protein serine/threonine kinase activity. The record is from RefSeq and is a predicted model, not a curated record. Gene Ontology annotation, cellular component: nucleus. Bases 1 to 1170 code for a protein of 389 amino acids.